Clonostachys rhizophaga is the source of this 1935-nucleotide messenger RNA. Lineage: Eukaryota; Fungi; Ascomycota; Sordariomycetes; Hypocreales; Bionectriaceae. The record is from the annotation of a GenBank genome assembly.
AUGAGAUCAAUCUAUCUUCUGAGUGGGCUUGCAGCUACGGCUUGGGGAGCUGUGGCUCCCAAAGUCACGAGCGAAACUGAGUAUGAGUAUGUUGUCAUUGGCUCAGGCGCUGGAGGAGGAGCAGUGGCGGCGACUUUGGCUCGAAAGGGUCAUUCUGUCUUUCUCAUUGAAGCAGGUGAAGAUCAGGGCGACGAGCUUUCUCAACAAAUUCCAGCGCUUUCGGGUCAGGCAGCAGAGGGUUUGAACUCUUCAUGGCAAUUCUUUGUUCACCACUACCGAAACAACGAAACGCAGGCGUACCGUGAUCCGCACUACACCUAUCUCAUGAGUAAUGGCUCUUACCAUAUCGGCCCAAACCCGCCUGAGGGCGCGGAACCGCUAGGAAUCGUUUACCCGCGUGGUGCCACUGUGGGUGGUAGCACUCAGGUGAAUGCUAUGAAUCUUGGCCCCCCGCCUGACCACGAGUGGGAUUAUAUCGCCGAAGUAACUGGUGAUGAUUCAUUCGAGGCGGCUGCCAUGAGGGAAUACUUCAUGAAGGUCGAGAAUUGUAACUAUCUCCCUCAAGGUACCCCGGGCCAUGGUUUUGACGGAUUUAUAACACUCUCUCGAAACAAUGUUACUUAUCUCACCGGAUCCGCUGGUGUGGUGGACCAGCUGUCAAAGGCUUCCCUAGAAGUCGAAGGCAUUGAACCUAAUAGCACUGAUGCUUUGGCCGAUCUACUGCUUCGGGAUCCCUACCCUCCCGGGGAGUAUUCUGAGGGUAUUUUCAUGCUCGUUUCGGCUGUUACUGAGACCAAGCGUCGAUCUGGCGCGCGCACUUAUGUCGUGGAUACGCUGAAUGCGAAGAACGCUGACGGCAGUAAAAAAUAUCCGCUGACACUCAGCACACGCUCUCUCGCGACCAGGGUAUUGUUUGACCAACAAGGCCAAUCUCCCCGGGCAUAUGGAGUUGAGUAUAUGGUCGGGGACGCGCUUUAUGCCGCCGACCAACGAUACGAUUCCUCCACGACAGGGGAAGUUGAAACCGUGCUCGCCUCAAGGGAGGUCAUCGUGUCAGGCGGCUCCUUCAACACUCCACAAAUCCUCAAGCUCAGUGGUGUUGGGCCUCGUGAAGAACUCGAGAAGUUUGACAUACCUGUUGUCGCUGAUGUUCCCGCCGUGGGGGCCUUCUUGCAGGAUAACUAUGAAGCGACCGUCAUCGGCGAUGCAGCUAUCGACUGGGAUAACUACUCCGAGAAUUGCACCUUCGAAUUCGUGGCCAGUGAUCCAUGCUACCAGGAGUGGCUAUUGAGUGGCACUGGACCAUAUGGCGAAGCUGCAGCGCCUCUGUCACUGGUAUAUCGCUCCAGCGUGAGCGACAACGAGCAUCCGGAUCUGUGGCUCUACGGUGCCCCGGGAGCCGCGGUCACGGGCUUCUAUCCUGGCUUCUCCCGACCGGCAGCUUCUCCUGCUUCCUUCUCCUGGGCCCUGGCGCAAAUGCCCGGCCCCGGUAGCGAUGCCCAGGGGAGUGUCACGCUGCGUUCCCGCAACCCGCGCGAUACACCGGUGAUUGACUUCAACUACUUUGUCGGUGACGCUGGCGAGCGGGACCUCCAGGCCCUCGUGGAGGCCGGCGAGCUGGCGUUGAACCUCUUCAACCAGACGAGCGAGACCUGGGCGCCCAUCACGAUAGUGAGCCCCGGGCCCGGCGAGGACCUUCGGCAGUCGCUCAAGGACGAGGCGUUUGGCCAUCAUGCUACUGGGACCUGUCGCAUGGGGCCCAAGGGGGACCGCGAUGCCUGCGUCGACUCCCAGUUCCGCGUUCAGGGUGUCGAAGGUCUGCGUGUGGUUGAUGCGUCUGUUUUCCCUCGCGCGCCCGGCGCAUGGCCUACUAUGCCUACGUACAUGAUUGGUCUCAAGCUGGCGGACAUCCUGUCGCGAGAGGCUUCUUCUUGA